Molecule: messenger RNA, 571 nt
Organism: Drosophila elegans
Lineage: Eukaryota; Metazoa; Arthropoda; Insecta; Diptera; Drosophilidae
Exons: 2
Coding region: 35-286 (83 amino acids)
Source: RefSeq, a predicted model, not a curated record
CACAUUCGCCACCAGUCAGUCCGACACCUACAACAUGAAAGCGGCUGCAAUAAUAAUUGCAAUUAUCCUGCUGCUGCCAGCCAGCCAGCAAAAUUCAGAGGUUUUGGAUCUCAAGGUGCUGUCGUACAAUCCCACCUAUGAAAUCUGGUUUUUCGUGCCAACUGGCAGGCCCAAAUAUGUGACCGACAACAUCAAGGAUGCUUACUGGGCAGCUCGAACAGAAGGAGGCGUCUGCUUUACAGAUGUUUGGUUCUAUUGCAAAACUGGUUUAAAAAUAGAGGAGUAAUUGCUGGAGACCCCCAAUCAGUGUGAUUUUUCACACUAAACGGUUAAUCAAAAAUAUCUGCGACAAGAUUACAGGAAACACAGUAACGAAAACAUUCAUUUAGCAAGUCGUAAUAAUAUUUGUCACAUGUGCUAUCUUAUUUACCUAGAAACGUAACGUCAUAACAAUUUUAUUGCUUUUUGAUUAGAAAAAUGUUCAGAAUUUAGUGUUAGUUAAUCAAACUACUAAAAAACAAUUAAAAAAUCAUACAAUUACAAUAACAUAAAUAACAGGAUAUGAACUCAA